GCCGCUGCGACGGCCAUACGCCACAUAGGAUUGCCGCGGGCGUUCGCAUCAAAUACUUUGAUAUAAAACUACACAGCUUUGGCCAGCAGCGGACCUGCGCUUACCUGCCAAGCGCUCUUGGUUGCUCCUAACUUUACACAAGUAUUUGCGCCUUGGGCUAUGUCGGACUCGGACUCAGAGAGCUAUUCGCUCGAGUCGGCACUCCUUCGCGCCGCCCUGGCAACUGACCUUGCGGCCCUGCGGCGAGCACUCGCGACCGAUGUGACAGUCGAUCCGGACCAACGAAGCCCUGGGGAGUUAGCGGCGGCGCUUCGAAUCAUCAUCGAUACCGGUUCUCCGCUUACUAUUACCAGCCAAACCACGGCUUCAAACGAAGUGCGCCUCCAAUGCAUCGAGGUGCUCCUCGACGCGGGGGCCUCGCCGAACGUACUUGAUUUGUACGCACCACUGACUCUCGCGGCAGCUCGUGGCAAUACUGCAAUUGUCAAUAGGUUACUGAGGGCGGGCGCUGACCCCAAGUAUGCCAACCCAUUAACGGGCUGGUCGGCAAUCCACGCAGCCGUAUUCGUGGGUUCGGUUUCCUGCGCAACAGCGCUAGUUAAGGCGGGUGCUGAUCUGGAGGCAGUUUGGACUGGCCAUACGCCGCUCUUGGCGGCCGUACACUAUCGUCAAGAACGUAUGUGCCCGAUCCUUUUGCGGGGCGGCGCGCGACUCGAUCUCGAUCUGAUGGCGGAACAAUUUGAUAGGACGCCGUUCUAUCUCCAGAAAGUCGAGUAUGCGGGAGGCUGGAAGAAAUACGAGCAGGCCCAUCGCAAGCGCCUGACGACGACGUUCGCCAAGGGCUUCCCGCGCCUCCCCGUCGACGCGAUCUCCCACAUGGUCGACUUCGCGUUUCACGUAGGAUUCUACUGAGUGAGUAGUAGAACGCGCGUAAUGUAUGCUCUCUUUCUCUA
This is a messenger RNA of Pelagomonas calceolata, 953 nucleotides long. The record is from the annotation of a GenBank genome assembly. NCBI's taxonomy places the organism in Eukaryota, Pelagophyceae, Pelagomonadales, Pelagomonadaceae.